AUGGUCCCUGCUCUGGGAGCCCCACCCUCCCUGAAGGUCCCUGCCCUGGGAGCUCCACCCUCCCUGGUGCUGUGCUCAGGACCCUCCCUUGUGCUGCAGAAGUCGGUGAUCCACAGUCGGCAGUUGCCCUUCAGAUUCCUUAAUGCCCACGAUGCCCUCGAUCACCUCGCGGGUCAGCUCUGCAAUCAAGUGCUGCCCUUUCCUUCGAAUACAAAGCUGCUGAGGCAGAUGAUGAUAAGAAACUCAAAAUGCAUGACGAAGUACCCACGGUACCUUUGCAAACUCAGCCGCCGGAAGCUCCGAGCAGCAAUGAUGAUCCCUGCGAUAUAUGAGCAGCUCAAGAGGGAUAAGCUGAAAGUGCACAAGGCCAGACACUGCAAAUAUGACCUGGAGCUGCUAGACCGGUACCGCCAGGCCCUGGAGGUAGCCGUGAACCUCUCUGUGAAGCACAACCUGCCCCCGCUGCCAGGCCGCACCAUCUUGGUCUACCUGACGGACUGUAAUGCAGACCACUUCUGUGCCAAGAUUCUGGAGAAGCGAGGGCGAGACACAGGUAGCAGUUUGGCUCGGGUGGGGCCUCUUGUGGUUGGGGCAUGUGAGAGGAAGAGCUCAUCUCCUGAGAGGGAAAGCCUGAGGGAGUUGGAGGAAGGGGAUGAGUCACCUGUGCAUACUUCCGAGAAGUACCUGCUCUCUGUGGCUGCCUGCAGGGUGCCUGUGGACAGAGUCAUCAUUUUUGGUUUCCCAUCCUGUUACGAUGUACCAUUUCCAGCCCUAUACAUCUGGCAGCAUGUGAAUCCCAAGUGUCUCUUUGUUACUGUCCUCCUAAAGCAAAUAAGUAGGUUUGUAAACUUGAAUCCCAGUUACUUGACGCUCUCAGGCUGUACAGACGGGAUACUGAGGUACAUUUCAGAGUAUGGGGCAUCACAUCUUCUAGAACAUGUAGGACAGAUGGACAGAAUAUUCAAGAUACCACCACCCCCGGGAAAGACGCAGGCCCCGAUGCUCCGGCCACUUGGAGAGGACGCUCCCAGCCCCUUGGCUCCUCUGUCGCAGCGUGGCUGGCGCAGCAUCCGGCUGUUCAUUUCCUCCACUUUCCGGGACAUGCACGGGGAGCGGGACCUGCUGUUGAGGUCCGUGUUGCCAGCACUGCAGGCCCAAGCCACCUCCCACCGCAUCAGCCUCCAUGGCAUCGACCUGCGCUGGGGCGUCACUGAAGAGGAGACCCGGAGGAACAGACAGCUGGAGGUGUGCCUCGGGGAAGUGGAGAACUCCCAGCUGUUCGUGGGGAUUCUCGGCUCCCGCUACGGCUAUGUUCCCCCCAGCUACAACCUUCCUGACUAUCCUCACUUCCGUUGGGUCCAGCAGUACCCGCCAGGCCGCUCCGUGACAGAGAUGGAGGUGAUGCAGUUCCUGAACCGGGAUCAAUGCCUGCGGCCCUCUGCCCGAGCUCUCAUCUACCUCCAGGAUUCCAGUUUCCUCAGCUCUGUACCAGAUACCUGGAGACCUGACUUCAUUUCUGAGUCAGAAGAGGCCGCGCAGCGGAUGUCAGAACUGAAGGCUUACCUCAGCAGACAGGAGGAGAUCACCUGCCGUAGGUACUCCUGCGAGUGGGGGGGCACAGCGGCUGGCCGGCCCUUCACCGGGGGGCUGGAGGAGUUCGGGCAGGUGGUUCUCCAGGAUGUGUGGGGUAUGAUCCAGAAGCUCUACCUACAGCCUGGGGCCGAGCCGGAGAGGCCAGUGUCCAUCCCGGAUGAUGAAAUGGUGCAGGCCACCUAUCAGGAGCUACAGUGCCCACCGAGUCCUGCCCGGCCUCGGCUACUUCAGGACACAGUGAGGGAGUUGAUGCUGCCCCACGGGAAGCUGAGCCUGGUGAUUGGGCAGUCGGGACAGGGCAAGACCGCCUUCCUGGCAUCCCUUGUAUCAGCACUGCGGGCUCCAGCUGGGGCCAAGGUGGCUCCGUCUGUCUUCUUCCACUUCUCAGGAGCCCGGCCCGACCAGGGUCUUGCCCUCAGCCUGCUCAGGCGCCUGUGUAACUACCUGCGAAGACAGCUGAAGGAAGCCAGUGCCCUCCCCAGCACGUACAGGGGCCUGGUGUGGGAACUUCAGCAGAAGCUGCUGCCCACCUGCGCUGAGACCCUCCAGCCCAGCCAGACCCUGGUGCUGAUCAUCGAUGGGGCUGACAAGUUGGUGAACCAGAACGGACAGCUCAUCUCAGCCUGGAUCCCAAAGUCCCUUCCCAGGUGGGUACACCUGGUGCUGAGUGUGUCUAGUCACUCUGGCCUUGGCAAGACCCUUGAGCAGAGCCAGGGUGCCCAUGUGGUCACUCUAAGGCCUCUGGACCCACCUGACCGAACCCAGCUGGUGAGGGAGGAGCUAGCGCUAUAUGGAAAGUGGCUGGAGGAGUUGCCUUUCAACAACUAGAUGCGACUGCUGCUAGUGAAGCGGGCAUCAGGCCUGCCGCUGUACCUGCGCCUGGUCACUGAUCACCUUCGGCUCUUCACACUCUAUGAGCAGGUGUCGGAGAGACUACGCACCCUGCCUGCCACUGUGCCCCUGCUGCUGGACCACAUCCUGAGCACUCUGGAGCAGGAGCAUGGCCAGGACAUCCUUCCCCGAGCGUUGGCCACCCUGGAAGUCACACACAGUGGUCUGACUGUGGAGCAGCUGCAUGCAGUGCUCAGUGCAUGGCGGAAUCUGCCCAAGGGGACUGAGAGCUGGCAGGAGGCCGUGGCUGCUGGGAGCACUGGAGAGCCUUACCCUAUGGGCUCGUUUGUCUACCUUGUGCAGUCUGCGCAGAGUUUGCUAGGGGAGGGCCCUCUGGAGCACCCUGGUGCCCGCCUCCGGCUCCCGGAUGGACUGCUGAAGACAGCAGCCAGACAUCGCUAUAGAAAAAUGCGAGGUCUGCAGAGCACGGCACACAUCCUCAUUGCAGCUCUGCUCUGGAAGGCAUGUGACCCUGACGCUUCAGGCUCCUUCCGACAUUGUCAUCCACAGGCUCUGGGAGACCUGCCGGGCCACCUGCUCCAGAGUGGGAACCGUGCCCUUCUGGAGAAGUUCCUCAGCAGCAUGCACGUGGUGGCCGCCCACCUGGACUUGGGCCUGCUGCCCCAGCUCUUGGAGGCGCAUGCACUCUAUGGUGAGACGAGUCCCUGGAUGCUUUUUUGCUGGGAGGUUCAGGCUCUUGAGUGUACGCACAAGAACCCUGCUGAGGGGGAGGAAGAGUGGGAAAAACCAGGCAGCUCCAGCCUGUCUCUGGCGAUUCCCUCAUCCCCCACUGCUGUAGCCAUCUCCCUUAGUGGACUCGGAGCGGCUGUAGGCACUGCCAACAGGACAGUGUACCUUUUGGACCUGAGAACCGGACAGGAGGAGAAGUCCAUAGUGAGUGGCUGUGACGGGAUCUCAUCCUGCGCUUUCCUCUCAGACAGUGCCCUGUUUGUUAUCGCCUUUGAUGGGCUCCUGGAGCUCUGGGACCUGGAGCCCGGUUGUCGGGUGCUGCAGACCAAGGCUCACCAGGACCAGGUCACGGGCUGCUGCCUGAGCCCAGACCACCGGCUGCUGGCCACUGUGUGUGUCUCAGGGCUGCAUGUAGCUCCCCAUCUCCUCCACUGUCUAUUGCAGCUUUGGGACACGGUCCGUGGACAGCUUUCCUGCCAGCACACUUGUGCCAAGCCCCUCACCUGUGUUGCCUUCCACCCAGAGGGGCAGGCACUAGCCACUGGCAGCUGGGCAGGCAGCAUCAGCUUCUUCCAGGCGGAUGGACUCAAAGCCACCAAGGAGCUGGGGGCCCCAGGAGCCUCUGUGCGAUCUUUGGCCUUGAAUGCACCAGGGCAGGUUGUGGCUGUUGGCCGGCUGUACGGGAAGGUGGAGCUCUGGGCCUGGCAAGAGGGUGCAUGGCUGGCUGCCUUCCCUGCUCACAGUGGCUUUAUUUCUGCUGUGCUUUUCCUGCACAGCCAGGGCCAGUUACUGACAGCCGGAGAGGAUGGCAAGGUUCAGGUGUGGUCGGGCUCCCUGGGUUGGCCCCGGGGAUGCCUGGGCUCCCUUCCUCUCUCUCCUGCCCUCUCAGUGGCUCUCAGCCCAGAUGGUGCACAGGUGGCCGUUGGGUACCGAACCGAUGGCAUUAAGGUCUACAGAAUCCCUUCAGGUCCCCAUCGUGUGCAUCGUGUGCAGGGUCGAAUGCUAGAUGUGGCAGUGUCUGCGCUGGCCUGGCUGAGCCCCAAGGUGUUGGUGAGCGGUGCAGAAGAUGGCAGCCUGCAGGGCUGGGUGCUCCAGGAAGGCGCUGUGCUUCAGGCCCUCUGGCUCCUGCCUGGAAACCAGAAGGCGGUGCUGGAUCUGGCCUCCUCCCAGGACCUUCUGGCUUCUGCCUCGGAGGAUUUUACAGUGCGGCUCUGGCCAAAGCAGUUGCUGACACAGCGGCACAAGGCAGGACACUUGCCCCAAUGCACUGCGCUCCGGGGACACCGGGGCCCUGUAAGUUGCUGUAGCUUCAGCAUGAAUGGAGGCAGCCUGGCCACUGGCGGCAGGGAUCGGAAUCUCCUGUGCUGGGAUGUGCGGACCCCGCAGAGCCCUCUUAUGAUUCGCUCCUUCCCUGCCUGUCACCGUGAUUGGGUCACUGGCUGUGCCUGGACCAGAGAUGACCUGUUGGUCUCCUGCUCCAGUGAUGGCUCUGUGGGGCUGUGGGACCCAAAGUCGGGACAGCAGCUUGGUCAUUUCCUGGGUCAUCAGAGUGCCGUGAGCGCCGUGGUGGCUGUGGAAAAACACGUGGUGUCCGUGGACCGGGACGGGAUCUUGAAAGUGUGGGACCGUGGAGGUGUGGAGCUGACCAGCAUCCCAGCGCACUCAGGGCCCAUCAGCCAGUGCGCAGCUGCCCUGGAGCCCUGCCCAGCGGGACAGGCUGGCUCAGAGCUUCUGGUGGUGACUGUCGGCCUGGACGGGGCCACAAGGCUGUGGCAUCCACUCUUGGUGUGGCAGACACAUACCCUCCCGGGACACAGUGGUCCUGUCAGUGCAGCUGCGGUCUCCCAGCGCUCGGGCCUUCUGCUGACCACCUCAAGCGAUGGUUCAGUGCGGCUGUGCCAGGUGCCUCAGGAAGCAGAUGAUACCAGUAACCUGAGGAGUUUCACAGCCAUCACCGCGGUGGCCUGGGCGCCGGACGGCUCUGUGGCUCUGUCUGGAAAUCUAGCUGGGGAAUUAACCCUGUGGCAGGAUGCCAGGCCUGUGGCCACAGCGCAGGCCCCCGGCCGUGUCAGCACUCUGCUCUGCAACUCAGCCUACAACUUCUUCGUUCUCAGUGAUGAUGAAAAGAUCACCGAGUGGCACGUGCUCGAUUCUCCGGGGCAGAGGGGUUCAACAUCUGGCUAUAGGCUUCACCUACACCGAGUUCUGCAAGAACAUGGAAUCCUCACAGGUCUGCACCUGGCCCCUGAUGGCUAUUCCCUCAUCUUGGUCGAUGAGAAUUUGGAUGUACUACAUAUGACGCCUGGGGAUGAUCCAUCUGUCAUCGAGUACACAUAUCAAAAUUGUCCCGUAGUAUUGUCCAGCCACAAAGAAUACGGGGUGUUCUAUGUGAGACCAAUGGGUGAUCAAGCUGUGCGUCUCUUGAAAGGUGAGUUUGAAGGAAGGGUCACAAACAUUCACUUGAACUCUGUCACAGCCCUCCAUGUGCUUCCUGAGAUGCUGGUGACAGGCUCGAAGGAUAGAGAUGUGAAGCUGUGGUCAAGGCCCAGUAUGCAACUGCUGGGCCUGUUCCGAUGUGAAGGGGCAGUGAGCUGCCUGGACCCGUGGCUGGGACCUGACUCGAUCCUGCAGCUCGCCGUGGGAGACACACAGGGCCACGUAUACUUCUUGUCCUGGGAGUGAAGAUGGACUACUCGGGAACACAGGACACCACUUGUGCUAGAGAUGCAGAGCCUCAAGGUUCUGUGGUGCCUCCUUCCCCGAUUACACAAAUAAAGUGUCAGCGCGUCUUCA
Molecule: messenger RNA, 5967 nt
Organism: Octodon degus (degu)
Lineage: Eukaryota; Metazoa; Chordata; Mammalia; Rodentia; Octodontidae
Product: telomerase protein component 1-like
Exons: 43
Biological process (GO): telomere maintenance via recombination
Cellular component (GO): telomerase holoenzyme complex
Molecular function (GO): protein binding; telomerase RNA binding; telomerase activity
Source: RefSeq, a predicted model, not a curated record